AUGCAUCCGGAUCUUGCUCGGUUCCUGCAAUCCUUGAGCAUACAAGUGCUCUGUCACCUCUCCGAAGCACCUCGGCUCCCAAAGCUCACGCCAACGAGGAACGGCGGCGGCGGUAAAAAAUCUCUUGACCACGAACGGGACAACUUUCUGGCGCUCGCCAACGCGAACGUGAAGAGCAACGACGAAGCGCCACCUAAACUUCGAUCUGCGAUUGAAGACGCGCUUUUAGCACACAUGCCCUCGUAUGGCCACUACUGUCCUCCACCAAAGCCUGCCUUCCCAACUCAUCCUACAUUAUGCCGCCGACAGCGCCGGACAUUAGUCUCCUCUAGUCAGACCAUAAAGAAGACAGUCAUUCUAGCCGAACAUGCCGUGACUCACGGAGUUACUCAACAUCAAUGUUUCCGGAUCUCCCAGGCCUGUAGGUGUACCGCUCGUAUCUUAACGGCACCACCGCUGCCGUUCUCUGCCACACCCGGCGAAAGCAAGAAUGGUGGAGGACCUCCGGAGGUCACACUGGCGUGGGAGAUACCGGUGAAGUGUGGAGGCUUCGUGCGGUUGCGGUCAGGCCUGGCGCGGGAGGGCGCAGCCGAAGCCGAAGCACUUCAGAAGGAUAACAGGACACCUACUACUAUAAGCAUUCCGAGGGAAUUGUGA
Molecule: messenger RNA, 657 nt
Organism: Suillus subaureus
Lineage: Eukaryota; Fungi; Basidiomycota; Agaricomycetes; Boletales; Suillaceae
Exons: 6
Coding region: 1-657 (218 amino acids)
Source: RefSeq, a predicted model, not a curated record